GGGAGGCGCUUUCCGGGAAAUGAAAGUGAAAGCACAGCAACCGGGGCGUUUUUCAGGGCGGUAGAUACACUCCCGUGGCCAGUCUGCCGCUCAGAACUAGCUGGUCAUGGCCGGGGAGGCGAAGUGCCCCUUCCCGCUGCUGGUGGAGGGGGACUGGGGGGGCUCGGGGCUCCCCAAGAACCUGAAGAAGAAACUCCUGUGCUACUUCCAGAGCGGGAAGAAAUCCGGAGGGGGGGAGUGCGAGAUCCAGGAGCGGCCCGGGCAGGUCCUGGUUUGCUUCGCCCAGGAGGAAGUGAGGCAGCGAGUUCUUGACAAAAAGAUCCAUGAGCUUGACUGGGCAGCGAAAGGAAAAUUAAAGCUGGUUGUCAUGCAGCCUGAAACAACAGGUGCAACCAAAAAAGACGUGUCCGGGGAAGUGCCAGGUCCUAAAGAGGAGUCCGAGACACCAAGCAAACCCCAAGAACCAGUCUGCUCUGAUGAUGGGAAUUCUGUGUCUGUAGAGCAGGAAAAGAGGACAGAUUUCUCAUCUGUGAUUUCAUCUUCAGGGAAUUUGGGAAAAGAGACGACAUCCUCUGAGCAAUCCACUGUAGUAAUCAUCACUGCCCCAGGGGAGGAAAUUGAUGAUGACCUUGUGAGCAUGUACUUUGAAAAUAAAAUGCGGUCAGGUGGGGGACCCAUCAAAUCCUGCGUCAGAAAUAAUCAACAAAUAAUCAUCACCUUUGAAAAUGCUGAAGAUGCACAAGAAGUCUUAAAGAAAAAGGAUCAUGUAGUAAAGAAAAUUGCACUCCAUGUGAAACCAUGGCAAGUGGAGAAUAUCCAAGAACUCCCACAAAUGACUUCAUCUCUAGUUGUGCUUGAAAAUAUACAAGAGACUACAAAACAAUGCAUGUUAACUAUGCUGGUGGAGAACAUCAGUGGCUUAUCAGAAGAUGACAAUGACUUCAAUAUGGAAAUGAUUCCUGAAGUAAAUGCGGCUGUAGUUACAUUUAUCAAAGAUAUUGAUAUAAGGAAAUUUGUUGAAAAGUUCAACCAAAACCAUAGGGCGAAGCAACAAAAUAUAACAGCACGGCAUCUUGAGGUGACAAAAAGCAUUAAGGCUGAACAUGUACCACCUAACGUAUCUAAUGACUAUAUAACUGUCUACUUUGAAAGUAAAAGAAAUGGAAGUGCACAAGUGUCCGAUGUUGAACAGUUACCUGAAGAGAAUGCAGCUAUCAUUACUUUCCAUGAUCAGAAAGAUGUAAACACUGUCUUGGCAAAGCAGCAUUCACUCGACAAAGUACCAAUUUAUGUGUAUCCAUACUACAGCUCAUUGGGUACAGCUCUAUAUGGAAAGAAAAGGCCACAAAUAAAGCUGCCAGAACCAAUUACAAUGUCCCUGGAUCCUUACAUCUUGCAGUUUUUACAGACCGAUAAUAGGCUAAUCCAGGAAAUAAAUCAUGAAAUGGCAGAUUGCAAAUGUGAACUAAUGUGGCCUCAAUCCAACUGUGCAAAUCCAGAAAUAACACUGUGUCCCUCAAAUGCCUUAUCUAAACAGAGAUCAAUGAUCAGGUUGAUCAAGACAUGGAAUGAAGAUGUUUCUAAAAAAUUCUCAUGUAGCAUGUCAAAGUACAAGGCCAUUAAAUGUGAAGUAAAUUCAGUGGUGUGGGAAGCCAUAAGAAACUGCUUGGUAAAGGAUGGUGUUUUGAUCAUACCUGACAUUCCCAAGAACAUGGUUGUCUUAGUAGGUAACACGGAGAUUAUGAAGGGUGCAGAGCAAGAACUGAAGGAGCUAAUAGAAAAUGCCAGGAAAAAAAUUGAAAGAGAAAAGCAGAGCAUAGAACAAACUAUGUUAGUUGACCCAGGAAAGUAUGCAAUUUUACACCUUGCUGGGCUAGAGGAGAAUGUUUACAAGGAGUACCCAUCUCUCAAGAUACAUUAUGAUGCGUCAUCAAAGAGUAUUAGUCUGUAUGGAGUGGCUGCAGAAGUAUUUAAAGUCAAAAGUGAAAUACUAGAAAAAGUGCACAGCAUGGCACAGAAAUCGAUCAAUGUCCAUCCUUACAUUUUCCAGUUCCUACAACACGUAGAUAAUGAAACUCUGUCACAGCACUUAUUUAUGUCAAAUCAAAUUAAUGCCUUUUAUGAGCUUGGCACUGAUAACAUAAUGCUGAUAGCAGGUUCUCCUGGAGUUCUUCUAGAAGCAGAAGAAGAAAUGAAGAAGGUUCUGACUUACAAAUGCAUUGACCUGGAGGACAACUCAGUCCUCAAAAAGAGAGAAUGGAGGGAGCUCGUCAACCAUUUGUACAAGGCACAUAACUGUUCCAAAGAAACUAUAAUAAUUGUUGAGUUGGAGGAUCAAAUAGUCAUUGCUGGUUAUUUCAGAGCAGUAGCAGAAGCAUAUCAGCAACUUUCUGAUUUUGUAGAUAAACACACUCUGGUACAAAAAGUCGUCAUAGCUAAGUGUGUGGCAGUUGUAAUGUUUGUGGAGAAGGAAAAGUCCAAUAUUUGGCUUGAAUUAAAAAAGAAAGGUGUGAAAAUUGAAUUUGGCACACAGAAUAAACGAAAAGGUAUUUCCCUGAGUGGACCAAGAGCGGAAGUGUUGCAGGCGGUCACCAAAAUUGAACAAAUUCUGUCUUCACUACAUUCAGAAAAUGUGGUAAUUGAUAAACCAGGGGCCAAGGUAUUUUUCAAAGAACAAGAACACUUGUAUGUGACUGGUGUGAAACAACAAUUUAACUGUCUGAUCAGGCUGCAAGAAGGAGAAGAACAAAGAGAAGAUGGUGAAGUUAGUAAUGUGUAUAAGAAGCAAGGCCAGCCUGCCUGUGAAAAGAUCCUGCAAGAUGGAGUUGUAGUAGCAGUUUAUAAAGGGGACUUGUGCAGUCAUCCAGCUGACGUUGUGGUGAAUGCAUCAAAUGAGGACUUAAAGCAUAUUGGUGGCCUUGCUGAGGCACUUUUAAAAGCUGCAGGGCCAGAACUACAAACAGAAUGUGACCGUAUUGUGCAGAAACGAGGCCCUUUGCAGCCCGGCCGUGCUGUUAUUACAGAUGCUGGGAACCUCCGGUGUAAACAGGUGAUUCAUGCUGUUGGGCCUAGGUGGAAUGAUCGUGAACCAGAAAAGUGCGUGCGCCUGUUAAAAAGAGCAGUUAAGGAAAGCCUACGCCUGGCUGAAACGUACAAUCAUCAUUCCAUAGCCAUCCCCGCUAUCAGCUCUGGGAUAUUUGGAUUUCCGUUAAAACUGUGCGCACAGUCAAUUGCAAAAUCCAUCAAGGAAACCUUAGAAGAUUCUCCAGGGGAAAGCUGCUUGAAAGAGAUUUAUUUUGUGGACUCUUCAGAGAAAACAGUUCAGGCUUUCACUGAUGCCUUCAAAGACGUGUUUAGAGAUAAAUCACCCCGACACAAUUCGUCACCUCCGUCUGACGCAGCCUUCAAGCCCAGAAAAAGUAGAAAUGCUCAAAGCAGAAAGGGUCUCCAGACGGUAACAACGGAUGAAGGAUUAAGCAUCAUACUGGAGAAAGGAGGCAUUGAAGAUGCUACAACGGACGUCAUCGUAAACAGCGUUUCCCGAGAUCUACAGCUUGAUAAAGGUCCACUCUCUAAAGCCUUGCUGAGCAAGGCGGGUCCGAUGCUGCAAGCACAGUUAUCUGAAGAAGGCCUAGAAAAAGUAGCUAGUGAAGGGUCUGUGUUCAAAACAGAUGGAUGUAAUCUGGGCUGCCGUUUUGUGCUUCAUGCCAUUGUUCCUGGAUGGAAAAAUGGGGAAGAAUCUGUUCAGAAGCUCCUAAGAGACAUCAUCACGGAAUGUCUUCAGACUGCUGAGCAACUCUCUUUAAAGUCAAUCACAUUCCCAGCAAUUGGAACAGGGAAUUUAGGGUUUCCUAAGCCUGUUGUUGCUAAAUUAAUGUUUGACCAGGUGUUCAAAUUCAGUCGUAAAAAAAAAAUUCAGUCUCUUGAGGAAGUUCACUUUCUGUUGCAUCCAAAUGACACACAUAAUAUUCAGGCAUUUUCAGAUGAACUGCAAAAUAGAGCAAGUGGAAAUAUUACCAAUGUAAAAAUGCACAAGACUGUGCCAGAGAAUGCCCAGCAGGGACAAGCUUUCUUUGGGCCCAUUUCAACCCCAAAACAGGGAGUGCAUGAAAUGCAGAUUGGUUCCAUUACAUUCCAAAUCGCAAGUGGAGACAUUACCACGAAAAAGACAGAUGUCAUUGUAAACAUAUCAAAUCAAACGUUUAACCUCAAAACAGGUGUCUCUAAGGCAAUUCUGGAAGGUGCUGGACCACAGGUUGAAGCAGAAUGUGCUCAGCUAGCCUCACAACCUCACGAUGACCUUAUAACCACACAAGCAGGAAACCUGAUGUGCAAAAAAAUAAUUCAUCUUGUUGCCCAGAACGAUACCAAAUCUUUAGUCUCCAAAGUUCUCCAGGAGUGUGAACUGAAGAAGUACACAUCAGUUGCCUUCCCAGCAAUUGGAACAGGUCAGGCAGGCCUUGAUCCAGCAGUAGUAGCUAAUAACAUGAUGGAUGCUGUAGUUGAUUUUGCAAGUGAUAAAUCUGUUCAAAUUGUGAAAAACAUUAAAAUUAUCAUCUUCCAGCCACAACUACUAAGUGUGUUCCAUGCAUGUAUGCAGAAAAGAGAAGGCACUGCUAAUGUACCUGAUACACCUGCAUCAGAGUCCUUCUUGUCAAAAUGUGCUUCAUUCUUUGGCUUUGGAAAACAGAAACAUCAUUCUUCGGCUACAGAAAAAAAGCCUGCAAUGGUUUUGGAAAAGAAAAUUGAGAGAACUGUUUUUCAGAUUUGUGGUGAAAGCCAAAAAAAUGUGGAAGAUACUGUAUCCUGGAUUAAAAACCUGAUUUUAAAGGAACAGCAUGAAAGCACUAUCUCAGAUGAAUGGAUUUCAAGCUUUGAUGACCAGGAAUAUAAGGAACUGACAGACCUCCAGAAGAAACUGUACAUCAUUAUUCAGCUGGAAUGCAAGGACCCUGUGCCCUUUAUUCGAGUAUCUGGUGUUACCAAAGACGUCUUACGUGCUUGCUUGGAAAUUCAGUGCAUGAUCAAAAGAGUUAGAGCGGUUCAAGAAGAACAGUCCAAGGCAGAACUUCUCAGCAACCUAGUUGAGUGGCAAUAUCUAGAAAAUAAUCGGUACCUGCCUUUUGACAGGCUAACAAAUCUACGCUUAGAGGAUGCUGCAGCAUUAAACCAAAAAGAGAUUAACAUCACCAUUUGGAAUAAAAACUAUAAAGUGGAUCUGGAAGCCAAACGUGCUAUAGAUGACACAGGGAAAAUUAUGGCCAUUCUACGAGUCUCAAAAGAUGAAGGUAAACAGUUAGUAACUCUCCCUGAAGAGUGGUGUGAUAUGAAACAAGAACGUGUCAAAGUGGUGGAGCUACAUCAAGAAAUGAAAGAAUAUCAAGAUGUUCAGAUGAAGUUUCAAGAGACAUGUUCAUCAUUCAAAAUUGAAAAGAUUGAAAGGAUACAAAAUCCAUUCUACUGGCAGACCUACCAAAUAAAAAAGCAGGAGAUGGAUUCCAAAAAUGGCAAUACAAAUAAUGAGAGGCGUCUAUUUCAUGGAACAACGAGUGGCUCAUUAACCAUUAUUAAUAAUAAGGGAUUUAAUCGCAGUUACGCCGGAAUGAAUGUGAGGCAACGAGUUCUUGACAAAAAGACCCAUGAGCUCGAUUUGCCAGAAAAAGGAGGAUUAAAGCUGGUUGUCACGUGGCCGGAAACAACAGGUGCAACCGAAGAGGCUGUGUUUCAGGAAGAGUUGGAUCCCGAACAGGCUUUAAAGACAGCAGGCAAAGCCCAGGAGCAAGAUGUGCAGGAAGUCUUGCGAAGAAAGGAACAUUCAGUGCAGAAUAGUGCACGCCAUGUGGAGAAUAUUCAAGAACACCCCCAAACAACUUCAUCUCUACUUGUGCUUGAAAAUAUAGAAGAGUCUGUCACAGAAUGCAUGUUAAUUAUGCUGUUGGAGACUAUCAGUGGCUUAUCGGGAGACAAAGACUUCAGCAUGGAAAUGAUACCUGAAAUAAAUGCAGCUGUAGUUACCUUUAUAAAACGUAUAGACACCGUGGAAUUUUUGGACAUAUGUGCCCAAAACAACAGAAUGAAACACUUUAAAAUUACUGCCAGACUUCUUGAAUUGACACAAAGCAUCAAGGCUGAAAACAUACCAUCUAAUGUUCCUAAAGAUUAUAUAACGAUCUACUUUGAAAGUCCAAAGAAUGGAGGUGGCCCAGUAUUAGAUGUUAAACAUUUCCGUGAGGAGAAGUCAGCUAUCAUUACUUUUUGUGAUCACAAAGAUCUGAACACUGUCUUGGGAAAGCAGCAUUCCCUUGAUCAAACAUCAAUUUCUGUAUAUCCAUACUACAGUUCUUUGGGUACAGCUCUUUAUGGAGAGAAGAGACCACUAAUAAAGAUGCCAGAACCAAUUAGAAUCCCAGUGGAUCCUUACAUCUUGCAGUUUUUACAGAGCCAUGAUAGACUAAUCCAAGAAAUAAACCAGGAAAUGGAAAAUUGCCAUUGUGAGCUAAAAUGGCCCCAAGCCAAAUGUACAUAUCCAGAAAUUACAUUGUGUCCUUCAGCAACUUUGUCUAAACAGAGAAGGUCAAUGAUUAAGUUGAUUGGGACUUGGAAAGAGGAUGUUUCCACUGAGUUCUCUUGUGUCAUGUCAAAGUACAAGACUAGUAAGUGUAAAGUAAAUGCAGUGGUUUGGGAAGCCAUAAAAAACAGAUUGGCGACGGACCAUGUGUUGACUAUACCUGACAUUUCUAAGGAAAUGGUUAUCAUAGCAGGUGACAUGCUGGCUGUGGAGGAUGUGGAGAAAGAACUGAACGAACAUAUGGAAAAUGCUGUGAGAGAAACAAAAAGGGAAAAGCAAAAAAUAGAAAUAACUAUGUCAGUUCCCCCAGGAAAGUAUGCAAUUUUACACAAUGCUGGGCUGGAGAAGAAUAUUUACAAGGAGUACCCAUGCUUAAAGAUCUCUUAUGAUGCUGCAAAGAAGACAAUUAGCCUAUGUGGAGUACCUGCAGAAGUUUAUAAAGUCAAAAGUGACAUACUGGAAAAGGUGCAGAACAUGGCACAGAAGUCAAUUACUAUUCAUCCUCAGAUUUUCCAGUUCCUACAGCACAUCGAUAAUGAAACUCUGUCACAGAGCUUAUUUGUGACAAAUCAAGUCAAUGCCUUUUAUCAGCUUGAGAAUGAUACUGUACUGCUGGUAGGAGACUGUCCUGAAGUUCUCUUAGAAGCAGAAGAACGAAUGAAGACAGAGUUAGACUAUAAAUGCAUUCCUCUGGAAGACCGAGAAGUUAUCAAAAAGAGAGAAUGGAGGGAACUCACUAGCAUCUUGUACAAGACAUAUAAUGCAUCCCAGGAAACCCUAAUAAUGGAUGACCUGCUCCCUCUGGAAGGAGAUCAGAAAGUAGUUAUUGCUGGUUAUUCUAAAGCUGUAGCAGAAGCUUAUCGAAAGCUUUCUGAGUUUGUAGAUAGAAACACACAAGUGCAAAAAUUAAUCCCAGUUCAGUCUGUGGCAGUUGUACAGUUCAUAGAGAAGGAAAAAUCCCACGUUUGUCAUGAAUUGAGAAAGAAAGAUGUGACAAUUAAUUUUGGCACACAGACUUCACGUAAAAGUAUUUCCCUGAGUGGACCAAAGGUAGAAGUGUUGAAGGGCAUCCACCUGAUUGAACAAAUUCUAUCUUCACUAUAUUCUACAAAUGUGUUAAUUGAUAAACCGGGUGCCAAAGCAUUUUUCAGAGACAAAGAACGCUUGUAUGUUAGUGAGGUAAAGCAUCAAUUUAACUGUCUGAUCAGGCUGCAAGAAGAUGGAGAAGAACAAAGAGAAGAUGGUGAAACCGGUAAUGAUACGACAAAACAGCUCCGCUGUAAAAUGAUCCUGCAAGAUGGAAUUGUAGUAGCAGUUUAUAAAGGGGACUUGUGCAGUCAUCCAGCUGACGUUGUGGUGAAUGCAUCAAAUGAGGACUUAAAGCAUAUUGGUGGCCUUGCUGAGGCACUUUUAAAAGCUGCAGGGCCAGAACUACAAACAGAAUGUGACCAUAUUGUGCGGAAACGAGGCCCUUUGCAGCCCGGCCGUGCUGUUAUUACAGAUGCUGGGAACCUCCCAUGUAAACAGGUGAUUCAUGCUGUUGGGCCCAGGUGGAGGGAUCACGAACCAGAAAAGUGUGUGCGCCUGUUAAAAAGAGCAAUAAAGGAAAGCCUACAGCUGGCUGAAACGUACAAUCAUCAUUCCAUAGCCAUCCCUGCUAUCAGCUCUGGGAUAUUUGGAUUUCCGUUAAAACUGUGUGCACAGUCAAUUGCAAAAUCCAUCAAGGAAACCUUGGAAGAUUCUCCAGGGGAAAGCUGCCUGAGGGAGAUUCAUCUCGUGGACUUUACAGAAAAAACAGUUCAGGUUCUCACUGAUGCCUUGAAAGACGUGUUCACAGAGAAAUCACCCCAACUCAGUUUAUUGCCUCAGUCCAAAACAGGCCACCAGCCCAGAGAAAGUAGAGGUGCUCAGAACAGAAAGGGUCUCCAGAUGGUAACAACGGAUGAAGGUCUGAGUGUCAUACUGGAGAAGAGAGACAUUCAGGAUGCUACAACGGACGUGAUCGUAAGCAGUGUUGGCCAGGAUCUGCGGCUUGGUGUAGGUCCACUGUCUCAAAGUUUGCUGCAGAAGGCUGGACCAACGCUCCAGCUAGAGUUCAAUGAAGAAAGCCAAAGACAAGUACCUACUCAAGGGUCCGUGUUCCACACAAGUGGAUGUAAUCUGGCCUGCAGCUUUCUGUUCCAUGCUGUUGUUCCUGUAUGGGAUCAAGGAAGAGGCGGUGCCAUGACGAACCUAGAAGACAUAGUCAAAGAAUGUCUGAAGAAAACCGAAGAGCUGUCUCUACGUUCAAUCACGUUCCCAGCAAUCGGGACUGGCGGGUUUGGGUUUCCUAAACCCAUUGUUGCUAAAUUAAUGUUUGAUGAAGUGUUCAAAUUCAGUAGUAACCACAACUUGAAGUCUCUUCAGGAAGUUCAUUUUCUGUUGCAUCCAAGAGAUACAGAUAAUAUUCAGGCAUUUACAGAUGAACUAGAAUCUAGGACCAAUGGGAAUCUCCAGGCUGCAUCAUCGAGUCCAAUUUCCUUUGGGCAUGUUUCAACCCCGGUACUGGGAGUUCAUGAAAUGCAGUUUGGUUCGAUUACACUCCAGGUAGCAACUGGAGAUAUCACCAAGGAAAAUACAGAUGUGAUUGUAAACAUAUCAAAUUCAUCAUUUAAUGCCAAAUCAGGUGUCUUCAAAGCAGUGAUGGAAGCUGCCGGACCCCAGGUUAAACUAGAAUGUAAUAUGCUUGCCUUGCAGCCUCACAGUGGCUUUAUAACCACACAAGGUGGAAAACUGAUGUGCAAUAAAAUUAUUCACCUCAUUCAUCAGAAAGAUGUUAAAGCUCAAGUCUCUAAAGUGCUCCAGGAGUGUGAACUGAGGAAGUACACAUCUGUCGCCUUCCCAGCAAUUGGAACAGGUCAGGCAGGGCAGAAUCCAGCUAAGGUAGCUGAGGACAUGAUGGACGCUAUAGUUGAGUUUGCAAGUACAAAAGCAGUCCAGCAUGUGAAAAAAAUUAAAAUAGUCAUCUUCCAGCCAGAGAUGCAAAAUGUAUUUUAUGCAAGUAUGCAGAAAAGAGAAGGAGAUACAAUUUCACCAACAUCAGAAUCCUGGUUUUCUAAGUUAACAUCACUUAUAAUGGGCAAAAAACGUCCUGCUGGAAAGAAACGUGGAUUCGUGCUGGAGAAGAAAAUUGAGUUAGCCACGUUUCAGAUUUGUGGUGAAAGCCAAAAAAAUGUGGAAGCCACUGAAUCUUGGAUAAAAAAUCUGAUUUUAAAAGAACAGUAUGACAACGUUAUUCCAGAUGAAUUAAUUGGCAGUUUUGAUGAAACAGAAGCUAAGAAACUAAGUGAACUCCAGAAAAGCCUACAUAUUACCAUUCAUGUGGAAACCAAGGAAACCCCUCCUUUUGUUAGAGUUUCUGGUAUAACUAGAGAUGUCUAUGAAGCUUCCAUGAAAAUUCAAAACAUGAUCAAAAGUAUUAAAGAUAACCAAGAAGAACAAUCAAAGGCAAAACUUGUUAGCAAUUUAGUACAGUGGAAGUAUUCCAUAAACAAUAUGCCUUUCAUAGACUUUGACCCUCUGACAAAUAUGCACUUAGAGGAUGCUAAAGUAGCUAAAAAAACUUACAUUAAUAUCAAACUCCUCAGGAAGGACUACAAGGUAGAUAUGAAAAAUCUACGUGCUACAGAUGAACAAGGAACAGUUGUAACCAUUCAGCGUGAGCCAAAGGAUGAAGGUAAACAGUUAGUAGCAUUCCCUAAAGAGUGGUGCGAUAUGAAACAAGAACGUGUCAAAGUGGUUAUGAUAAAUACAACACAGCAAGAAUAUCAAGAUGUUCAGAAGAAGUUUCUAAAAACCUGCUCCACAUUCAAAAUAGAGAAGAUUGAAAGGGUACAAAAUCCUUACCUGUGGCAGACCUACCAAAUCAAAAAACAGUCGCUGGACAAAAAGAAUGGCAACACAAUUAAUGAGACUCUCCUAUUCCAUGGAACACCUAGUUCCUCACUGAGCACAAUUAAUUACAAUGGGUUUAAUCGUGGUUUUGUUGGAAUUAAUGGUGCAGCAAUUGGAAAUGGAACCUAUUUUGCUGUUGAUGCCAGUUAUUCUGCUCAGGAUACAUACUCUAGACCUGAUGGGAAUGGCAGAAAAUACAUGUACCUUGCUCGAGUUCUCACUGGAAUAUAUUGCACUGGAAAAGGAGGAUUAAUCACUCCACCAGCAAAAAACAUUGCAGAUCCUACUGACCUAUAUGAUAGUGUGACUGAUAACAUGGGUCGUCCAUCAAUGUUUGUCAUAUUUAAUGACAUUCAAGCUUAUCCAGAAUACCUUAUUACUUUUAGAAGAUAAGAUUUAUUUUUUAAUAACAGUGGAAGAGAUUUUUUUGAUGCCUUUAUUUUGUGAAUAAUAUCGCAAGGAUAAUUUUGUAACCAGAAAUUUGAAGAAUGAGAAAAGUACUGGCUUUCUUAUAGUUCUUUAUAUGUUGGUUUAUUGACUCAAAUGACCAUUUAUAUAUCCAAUUGCCUAAAUGUAAAUAUAUAAUAUUAAGAAAAGAGACGGAGUUAAGUAGAUUUUAGCAUGCACCUUAGCAGUGCUCAUAAUUUUGGUGUCGCUGAGGGCUGUGAGAAUAGCGCAUUCAGGCUAGGUAGAUAGGGCUCAUAGCAGGAAGGGCUGUUGGAUGCAAUAUUUUGUUGCCCACAACCUAAAGUAAACUGAGUGUAGCAGGCUGGUGCUCAGUAAGGACGCUGUUCCCAGAACACAUCAUAAGGCACUGAAUAGCUGAAAGAGAGUGUCUUUCAAACCCUCAGACGUAUGCCACAAGGGGGGGAGCCCUUGAUCUCAAUUUUUUCCAAGUAUACAUAUUAAUCACUCUCAGCUAACUACUGCUUCUGGUUAUCUUAGGGUUCAAGGAAAACCUAAAAACAUAACCACAAUGCACAUAAUUUACAUUCAGUAAAUCACCUUUGCACCAUCCUAUUCAUCUCCUACAUACUAGGGCUCACAUCUAUAUGGGUGCUCUGCACAUUUUUUUUGUGUUAUCCAGAUGCCUUUCUUCCCAGGUGCCUUACUGACUGCUGAUGCUUUUGCACUUCAUUCAGCAUCCUGCAGAAUCAAAAUAAAAUCAAUCCUUCUGGAAUAUUCAAGAUAAUCAUCAUAUAGAGAGGGCUGGCAUUCUUUCUGCACAGUCUUGAGGCAUAAAAAGCCCUUUUUUUGUAGAAUUAUAACCUUGUAUAGAUGGUAACCUCUGGGCAUGUGUUAAAUUAUUGAAUUCUAGAAAACGAUUGAAGAACUAUCUAUUGAUAAACUACUUUGCUAAGCUUCAUAAAGCCAGUUUUAGAAUAUUUGUACUUCUGAAAAUUAGCUACAUUCAUGACGACAGUGAUAUUAACUUCUUAUGCUGCCACUCAUACCACAGUAUCAUAUUUCUGAUGUCUUCAAUAAAGCUGUUAAUUAUUCUGAGUA
Messenger RNA from Chrysemys picta bellii (western painted turtle), 12007 nucleotides. NCBI's taxonomy places the organism in Eukaryota, Metazoa, Chordata, Testudines, Emydidae. The record is from RefSeq and is a predicted model, not a curated record.